Molecule: messenger RNA, 5102 nt
Organism: Acanthaster planci (crown-of-thorns starfish)
Lineage: Eukaryota; Metazoa; Echinodermata; Asteroidea; Valvatida; Acanthasteridae
Product: DNA-directed RNA polymerases I, II, and III subunit RPABC4-like
Biological process (GO): G protein-coupled receptor signaling pathway; DNA-templated transcription
Cellular component (GO): RNA polymerase III complex; membrane; RNA polymerase I complex
Molecular function (GO): zinc ion binding; G protein-coupled receptor activity; DNA binding
Source: RefSeq, a predicted model, not a curated record
GAUCCCAUCGGAAACCAGUGACAAAGCAGGCUGCCAGUGAACUAUCACUGCUUGCUGUGUACAUAUUUGCGUUCCAGGACGUUGUGCCCGUAUCCAUUUAGCUGUCACGAUCAGACCUUUCUGGGAAUGAUUCAUGUGAUCAGAAUAGAUCGGUCAAGAAAAAAAGGAGGACGUUGAACAUGCUGCAGGAGAUCUGAGCAUGUACAUGUAGCGCAUGUACUUUAAACCUAGCAAGUAUGUUAUUAUUUCGGUCAAGUGACAUCCACGAUCCUGUAGUGAAAAAAAAAGAAAUAGCAAAUCUCUUCUUUAACUUCUUUCCUUGUCCCUCAGUGAAAGGUUUCCGAUCAAUUCUAAAAAUUUUCUGCCCAUUUGAGAUUUUGUAAAGAGCAGAGCUGGUCUGAUUACGUACAUAAGCAAUAUUCAGCUGGUAAAAUGCUAAAAUUAUUAGGCGUUUACAUGUAUGUUCCUUUUCAGAAGUAACGUAACCGCCUUUUGCUUGUCUAGAAAGCAUUAUGUCCUUUCGGCUUGUAUUGGGUAGUUUUUGUUUAAGUUAAGGUUAAGCCCACAUAAAUGCUGGGGAACUGUUUCUUGUUCCAGUGUAAUGAAAUGGAAGCCAUGUUUAGAAGAUCAUCAGCCUGAGCCUUAUUAUGUUUUAUUAUUAUUUGACUUGUACAAGCUGUUAAAAUUUCUGACACAGUAAAGAGAUAAAUCAUGGUAAUCAUUCUCAAUCUCCGGAUUCUCUCUUUUGCACUCUGUUUCAGCCGUGACAGGUGCAGCAUGAUCGUUUCGAUACUAUUGAUUUUCCCCUACUUUCAUCCCAUUCCUACUCAAGGCUGUGAUAUCCUUGGAAAGGAAGAUGUGACCUUGUGGAAUAAUUGCCUUACAACUGCUCACUUGAUGUGAAUGCCAUGGAGCGACGCUUUGUUUGGUCGAUGGAUGAUUCUCUGGGUCAAAUUUCUGGAGGAUUCCUCAAGUUGUGUAACUGACAAGCAGUCUACUUGCACAUAUGAAAUUUGACUGAACCUGUUGUAAGGAACACUGACUCUGUAAAGCCCAAGAUCUUGGGUUAGAUAUUCCAGCACAGCCUCUAUUCCAAAUGUUUGAUAGGCAUAAAUGAAUGUUGCUGAUGGCAUCAUGAUAGAUCUCGGUCAGAGGUUACCAAGUGUGGUUCAAGUUGUCCAUGUACAUGUAGAAGUUUGUACAAAACAAUAUGCGAUUACCAUGAUUAAGACUCAGAAUCUCCAAUACCGAGGCUCGAAUCCAGAGGGUGCUGUGAUUUUUACUUUUUAAAGAUGAUCCCUUCAAAUACGAAAGACCAGUGGUCAUUUGGGGAUCCAGGUAAUCAGUGGUACCCGAAGCUCUUGGUCCCAGGUUCAAGUACUGCUGAGGGAACCUGUCACGGGUGCAAUUUCCAUGGAGUUUGUGUACUCAACACGAUAAAAUUAAAAUGAAACAAACAUUUACUCUUUUUUAGAUUGGUAAAUGUUAAAGAACAAAAGGAAAAGUAAUGGCCCUGUUGGUUCACGGUGGGAUUUGAACCUAUGACCAUUAGAUUGAGCGUCAAGGUGUCUACAUGUACCACUAGGCCAAUACAUGCUUCUUAAUUGAAGUGUUGGAAACUAAAAUACGCCGAGUUGACUCUCGAGAAUCAAAAGCUAAUCAGCACGUAGGCACUCUACUUGCAUCAAGAUUCUGGAUUUGGAAGCCAAGACAGCACCGCAUCCCUUUGCUGUAUACUGUAUACUUUGGUUUGGCAGGUGUGUGCCCUUCUGGUGGACGAGAGGUCAACUCGACCAACUCGACUCCUGACCAACUCGACCGUCAACUAACUCGACCGUUGACCAACCUUACUUCAAAGUCGAGUCAACUCGACCAUUUACCAACUCGCCCAUGAAUGAUACAUGGGUUUAUUAGACAAACUCUUUCCUCAAAAAAAUUAAUAUUAAAAGGGGAAAAAUAAAGAUCGGAUCGGUUCCGGAUCGCAAAAUUUAUGGAUGCAAUCAAUAAUUGAACUUGUGCCAAUUUGAUACUCCAAAAUAAUUUUCCCAAUUUGAGAAGCACACACGCACGACCCCCCGAAACCUGUCACCACACUGUACCCAUGCACAGAUCACAUCACGCACAGUAAAACAAAUUACAUGCGUGAUCCAGAACUAGGCAAAAUGCGUUCCUUCUUUGCCUUGUCCCUGUUGCACAUGCACAGUUGCGUUGUUCGAGAGUCGAGUUGGUCGAGAGUCGAGUUGGUCGAGAGUCGAGUUGACCUUUAUGGUUGAAGGAACAACAGUCGAGUUGGUCAAUGGUCAAGUUGGUCGAGAGUCGAGUUGACUUGAGUCGAGUUGGCAAACGGUCAAGUCGACCUGAAACCCAAAAGCCAAGGUAACAGAUUUCGCAGGUGGAAAACCUUGAUGUGAAAAAAAAAGAAAACCUGGAAAAUGAUCAUUUUCUAAUGACCUACGAAAUACAUCUACAUGGACACGUGUAUUUCGACAAUGAGGAAACUAUAAGACUUUCAUUCAAAUUGGGCCACAAAUUAGGUUUCCCCCAUACACUAUCAGUUGAAACAUGGAAUAAUGUAGUGCGCAUUUGGCCUCGUGGCAAAGAAGACACAGACGCGCUACAUUAUUCCUUGCUCCACAAGCGCAAGCAUGGUAACGAAUUUAUCUUCAAGCAAACAUGACGUGCAGUAAAGGGGCCUAUGAUCACUUGACAUUAAAAAAAGAAGACAAAAGAUAUAUGGCACACGGCAAAGACAAUAGCACUGAUGUACCACGAUGCUGGAAUUUUAUUUAGGGAGCAUGGGAAUUAUGUGUUUUAACUUAUUUCAAUAACGGCUCACACUAAGAAAGGAAAUUGUAAGAAUUGUGCGUGUGCAUUUAAAUGCUUGUGACAAUCAGCACGGGCAAACAUGCCGCCUUUGAAUUUACAGUCAUGCAGAUGUGCGUUUGCUUUUAGUGUAAAAAUAGCGCAAUGCAUCGAGUUAGAACAGUGCAUUACGCAGGGUUUGAUAUGAACCAUGUGAUACAGUUAGAGCAAUGGAUUGACCAAUCAAAACUGAGAAUUCAAGUUUGCCUGAAGAUACUGUGAACUAUUGCCAUACCCAUUGGAUGAGGUGAAAAAGAAAAUCACUUCUUUGCAAUUGAGAAAGCAUAGCUGUUGUUUCUUCUGAAACACCAAAGUGGUCAAGGUGAUUGAAUCAGUGCCCAUCUGAUCCAAUAGAAAAGUGUCCCGUCCUUUGGGGUCCAUGCAAAUUCCAUACAUGUACAUUUAUGAAAUGAUUACAAAAUUCUCAUAUUCCACCUGUUUUAACAGAAAUUGAUGACCGAGCCACACCGUCGGCCCCACAAAUGACAGCGAAAUCAAUUACAUUAGCCUCCUUCGGCCAAAAUAUUGGAAAAUCAUUACCCAUUAACAGGUUUCUAUAGUAACUAGACCCAUUAGUUUCUUCCAGAAUUCUGGUUGGCCGUGCGUGGAGCAAAUUAGACCUUUAAGUAUAGGAAGACAGUGAUUACGAAACCGCUCCAUCUCGUCUCACUAGUCGAUGUUGGAUGCGGUCAUCAACCACAUCAAGUUUUCAGAGCAGAAUGGGUCGUUUGAGAGAAAAUUACUUGAAUGUCUACGACACAGGGAUUUUUGUAGUGCUUUUCUAUCUAACCAACGGAUGUUUGCACUAACUGUCAUUGCUAUGGCUACCCUGGAUGCAAUGUGAGAACAGCCGUGUCUCAAGAGAAGACAGCAAUAGCUUCAUUUUGUCUGCAAGUCUUGACUGAGAAUGUUAGUGUCUUGUGCAACUGACAGAAUAGAAUGGUCAAAGUCAAAGUUUACUGUUGAACAUCUUACAUGUAACUUCCAUCGUAUCUUUGGCCAGAAACCUUCAAUUCGCUUGUAUGUUUGUCAAUUGAUUGAAUAAUACAGAAUGGAGCCUCAAUUAUUGACACCAUGUUUAUCAGCCGGAACGAAUUUAACAAUGGAAGGAGAAUUGUUACCAGUACUUGAAUUCCACACAAGUGCAUCACUUGCUACAGUCAUUCUUCGCACACUGAGUAUCGUGAUCGCUUUCUUGCUGAUCAUAACGAGCAAUUUCGUCAACUUGAUCGUGUUACCCCGGACCAACUGUUUCGGGGAGGUGACCCAAUUUCUUCUCAUGUCAUUGGCUGUGGAAGAUUUCCUGAUUGGGGUGUGCCUGGCAUUCGCCAUCUGGCCAGCUGUCGCCGAUUUCUGGCCAUUCGGAGAUGCAGUUUGCAAGAUCAUCGGUAGUUUGGGGACUCUGCUAGCAGCCGCAUCAUCGCUGACUCUCAUGUGCAUCAGUGUGGAUCGUUUCUUGGCGGUGACCAGACCACUGCGGUACGUCACCAUCGUCACGCUCAAGCGAGCCCGUUUUGUCAUCACUGCCGUCUGGCUGGUCUGCUUCAUCUUCAUUGCUUUCGUGGACACGGCAACUUGGCCACCUCUACAGAACAUCGAGUACGAUACUGUCCUCUGCAACUGCAUUGUCAAGUUCUUUGAUGACAGAGUGUUUCCCCGAGCCCUAGCAGCGGCUGCUGUGUGCGUGGUUCUACCUAGUAUCAUCAUCACGGCCACUAAUGCCAAACUUCUGGUGGUCACCAUUGCACAUGCAAAACGAAUUGAUGCUUUACCGAGGAACCAUAAUUUCAACGACGGUGGCCGCCGCAUAUCCUCAAGAGAAUUCAAAGCUGUCCGUACAACUUUAGUCAUCACUGGCAUUUAUUACAUGGCUUGGGCACCGUUCCUAGCAACCCAAAUAUACCUGGCCUUCUCAUCUGUUGCUAUAGCGGACUGGCUCCACUUUCUGUCUGGCUAUCUCGUCCUUAGCAACAGUUGGUGGAACGUCUUCAUUUACUCCUUCAUGAACAAGAGUUUUCGGAAAACACUGGCUGAUUUUGUUGCCGCUAAGUGUGCCUGUUACCAGCGAAGUAACGAUGGGGAAAUGAUGCCAACCCAAGCCUUUGUUGUGACAGAUGGAAGAGCCAUUUCCACUCCACAAGUUUCUUAACUUUCAUCAUUGAACAUACAAUUUUAAAUAAAAUGUAACUUGUCUUUAGCCCAUAAAAUUUACUGACUAAUUCAUCAAUGCGUAAUGGUUU